Dictyostelium purpureum is the source of this 831-nucleotide messenger RNA. RefSeq lists its product as uncharacterized. The record is from RefSeq and is a predicted model, not a curated record. Gene Ontology annotation, cellular component: mitochondrion. Lineage: Eukaryota; Evosea; Eumycetozoa; Dictyosteliales; Dictyosteliaceae. Gene Ontology annotation, biological process: mRNA pseudouridine synthesis; tRNA modification. The transcript has 2 exons. The coding region runs from base 1 to 831 and encodes 276 amino acids. Gene Ontology annotation, molecular function: pseudouridine synthase activity; RNA binding.
AUGGGAAAAUUACUUCCAGUAAAUGUAGCUGGUCAUUUAAAAAAAUCAAUUCAUUUUCCCAAUGGUAUUUUGGUCUUAAAUAAACCAAUAAAUAUCACCUCAAAUGGUUUUUUAUCAAUUUUAAAAAGCCUUUCGGUCGAAAAAAAACUCAAAUUAGGGCAUGCCGGGACACUGGAUUCAGAAGCGAAAGGAGUACUAAUAGUUGGUGUUGGAAAAGGAACAAAACAAUUAGCCUUACUCACUAAUUUAAUCAAAACUUAUAAAACCACCAUCAUUUUUGGUAAUAAAACAACAACUUCGAAUGAAGCCGGUGAUAUAACAACCACAUUUAAACCAUAUAGCCACAUCAAUAGAGAAAUGAUAGAUAUAACCAUUAAUAAACACUUUAUGGGUGAAAUUUCACAAAAAGCACCAGUAUACAGCGCCAUAAAAAAAGACGGGGUAAGAUUAUCGGAUUUAACAAGAAGAGGAUUUACAGUUGAACCACCAACUAGAAUUGUCAAAAUAUAUCAUGCAAAAUGUACAUUUUUAAAACUUCCAAUUGCCGAAUUUGAAGUUAGAGUAUCAAGUGGAUUUUAUGUUAGAUCUUUUGCAGAAGAAUUUGCGGAAAAAUUAGGCACACACGCCUAUUGUAUAGAAAUCGAUCGUAUUGAAAAUGGACCUUAUAAACUGUCAGAUGCAAUCUCCUUUGACGAAAUCACAAAUGAAAAUGUAAAUAGAAAUGUAGAACAUUGUACAAAUAUUUUAAACAAUACUGAAGUAUUAGAGAAAACAAUUGGUGAAAAAAGUAAAACCAUUUCUCCAACAAUAAUAGCAACAAAAAACAACUAA